CAACUUUGCUGAACUGUUGCAAAAUGCUCAAGGAAUUCCUUGUGAUCCUGAUUGUGACUGCAGUUGCUUUGGCUGCCAGGAUACCCCGGGCAACUGAGAGUGAUUUUAUCGAUAUACCAUUUAAGAGACUCAAGAAUUCGGCUGAACGCAUUCAAUCGCAUGGCUAUCCAGGUGAAUCGCAUUUUGUGGAAACGGAGGAUGGCUAUGUGCUGAACAUGUUCCGCAUCCCCUACUCCCCCAAGCUGGACAAUAAUGCCAAGGAGGAGGAGGAGGUGCAGCGUCCGGUGGUGUUAAUCCAGCAUGGACUCUUCAGCUGCUCCGAUUGUUUCCUGCUCAAUGGGCCGGACAAUGCGCUGGCCUACAACUAUGCGGACAGGGGCUACGAUGUCUGGCUAGGCAAUGCCCGUGGCAAUAUAUAUUCGCGUAACAAUACGAAAAUUAAUAUCAAUCAUCCCAAUUUCUGGGCAUUUAGUUGGCACGAAAUUGGCGCCUACGAUCUACCAGCGAUGAUUGACUACAUACUCGAGCUAACCGGAGAGAAGGCUCUGCACUAUGUGGGUCACUCGCAGGGCUGCACCACGUUCUUUGUGAUGGCCUCGUUUCGGCCGGAGUACAAUGCCAAGAUUAAAACUGCCCACAUGCUGGCACCGCCCAUCUUCAUGGGCAACGUGACCGAGGGAACUGUCGUCGGUUUGGCUCCCUACGUCGGUUCGCCGGGCAUCGGCGCUGAGUUGUUGCAGAAUCAGGUAUUUUUGCCAUGGAAUGAGGUGAUUCAACGUGUGCUGGACACCGUUUGUAGCAACGAUCCGUAUCUGCUCAGCUAUUGCAAAACACUUGCCAUUAUGUGGGGCGGUGGCUUGGGCAAUUUGAAUGCAACACUCUUGCCACAAGUGGCCGAAACGCAUCCGGCUGGCAUCUCCACCAAUCAGGGCAUUCAUUUCAUUCAGUCGUAUGUGUCCAACGAAUUCCGUCGUUACGAUUGGGGACGCAAAAAGAAUCUGGCCAAAUAUGGCACCGAAGAGCCGCCAGCCUACGAUUUAACCCAAAUCACAUCGCAAGUCUAUUUGUAUGCAGGACCUGCAGAUGGUUCGGCCAACUUGAAGGAUAUUGCUCGACUGCCGCAGUAUCUGUCACAGCAUACGCUGUUUGAGAUCGAGGAUCCCACGUGGGGACAUUUGGAUUUCAUAUUUGCACUGAAGGUCAAGGAGAUUAUCAACGACAAAGUUAUCUCGCUUAGCGAAACGUAUGAUUGGCUCAAUAAAGACUAAUCAACCCCCAUGCGAUUAAUAAUCUUAUCUCGAAAUUAUUU
Drosophila nasuta is the source of this 1309-nucleotide messenger RNA. RefSeq names its product lipase 3. Lineage: Eukaryota; Metazoa; Arthropoda; Insecta; Diptera; Drosophilidae. Gene Ontology annotation, molecular function: hydrolase activity, acting on ester bonds. Gene Ontology annotation, biological process: lipid metabolic process. The record is from RefSeq and is a predicted model, not a curated record.